GUUUUAUUGUUUGUUUACUAAUCUAGAAAUCUUUUAAUUUAUUAAUCUGUGGUCCAGAAGCAUUUUAAAUCACUGUAAUUAAUGUUUAAACUAUUAAAAUAAAUUAUAUUAUCGAGUAAUAAAAAGAACCAGCUGAAAUGGCUGAUCAAACAACAGUUUCUAAGAAUACACAAAGCAUGAAAUCGGAACGGCAAAUAGAGAUCCUUAAGAGAAAGAUUCAAGAACUAACAUCCGAGAACCAAAUAUUGCGUGAAAUUAAUGUAAAGUUACAAAUCGAGAAUUUCAACUUACAGAAGAAGCUAGACAGUAAGCAACUUGAUGAGGAACUAGAUUAUGGAGAAAUUGAGAAACUUGAUACAGAAACAGAUGUUCAAACGAAAUCAGAGACGUUUUAUACAAUUGAUUAUGAAAAUGAAACAGAAACGGUUGAAAGAGAGGAAUAUUUGGAACAAGAAGGAGCAAUUUACGCAAUCCAAGAAGAAGAAAUUCUUAAGGAUGAUCAGCAACUCGAUUCAAAGCCUUUAAAACGAGAUUAUUCAGAGGCAUUUGUAGAGAAGGACAUAAUUGAUGAAAAGCCAAUGAGUAAAGUCCCUAAAGAUGAUGACGGAAGCUACCAAAUCACAAUCAUCAAUUCUGAAUAUUUAGAAGACGAUAUGGAAACAAUAGAGACAGAAAGCGGUGAAAUAACUCCACAAGAUGCAAUAGCUUACAUUUAUAAAUUAGCAGCGAAAAGUGCAAUGACGGAAAAGAUUAAAUCUACUGAAAAAGGCAAACAUAAAGAUUCAGCGUUUGUCAGUAAAGUUCUGGAUCUCUUAUUUGAUCGAGUCACACUAGCAAAUUCCACAGCUCAUGGACAAAAAUGUCAAUCGAAGCUUCAUCUUCAACUUCCAGCUCGACCACCACUAGAUCCAGUAAAAAUGGAUCUUACUUUGAAAGCAUUCAUGUACAGACUAUUCAAGGAAGAAAUUUCAGAGGCAGAAAAGCAAGUUAGACUUAAAUUAUUUAACAAGCUAGUGAAUGAUAAGAUUCAAAAUUGUAGAAAAUGUUUAUCUCGAACUGAUGCAUCAAAAGUGCUCGAAAAUUGAAAUAGAAUAAAACAUGAUUGUUCAAAAUUGACAGUUUUGCCUUAUCACUGCUGAUACUUUAAAUUCUAAAGGGA
Molecule: messenger RNA, 1159 nt
Organism: Chironomus riparius
Lineage: Eukaryota; Metazoa; Arthropoda; Insecta; Diptera; Chironomidae
Source: the annotation of a GenBank genome assembly